Fusarium tjaetaba is the source of this 1182-nucleotide messenger RNA. RefSeq names its product 2-hydroxyphytanoyl lyase. The record is from RefSeq and is a predicted model, not a curated record. NCBI's taxonomy places the organism in Eukaryota, Fungi, Ascomycota, Sordariomycetes, Hypocreales, Nectriaceae. Bases 1 to 1182 code for a protein of 393 amino acids. The transcript has 3 exons.
AUGGCAACGGACAGCACAUCCUUUUCUCCCCAAGCCCUCGGUGCCUUGACCACAACGCGAAACGAUGCGAACCUCACUCGACGCGAACGAAAGAGGGCGAGCGAUCGCAUGUCCCAGCAGGCAUCCCGCGCAAAGACGAAAGCAUACAUCGCCCACCUCGAGAGGAGCGUCGCAAGACUUACAGAAGCCCAAAGUAAUAAUGGGCCGAAUCUUUCUGAACAACUACGACAGCAGUUUGACGAGAUCGCCAGCCUGAAACAAGCUUUGGCGCAGAUCGCUAAGCUUGCAACCAACUCAAUCUCUAAUCACCAUGGCGAUGACGACGUGGAUGACCGCACUCGCUCAGCGUCACGACCCCCGAACGAAAAAAGCUCCAGACAUGGACAAAGUUCAUAUAAUCCAGCAUGCCACCCGCAUCAAGAGUCACUCGGCCGCCUAUACCCCUCCAUCGAUCUAAACUGCGGCGAUAAACAGCGCGAUUAUUUCCAAGCCUUCAGCCAAGCGCUCGUUACCAUCGAGAGCGACGCGAGCGGGCACGCUUUCUCGGACCCCGAAGUCGACGACGACAUUAACAUUAGAGCGGUGCUGGACGGCUGGGAUGCAGCGAGGGCAAGGAACCCAUUCGACAUCGGCUGGCUGAUGUUGCAGACUGUCGAUGAGGGGUUUCUCUGGCGCAGCGGGCCAGUGGAAAGGAUGGCGAUGCUCCGGGUGAUCCGGUCGAUGCUCAUGUUAAAACUCAACCCACAACUUCCACCGAGCAGGAGGCCGCCUGCUUACAUGAAUCCAAGGCCCGAAGUACGAGAUUACCUCAUCCUUUUCGGCAUCAACUACGCUCCCGAAAGUCUCGCGGCUAAAUUCGCCAGCGAUAUUGGGUUUAGGUGGCCAUACGAUCUGAGAGACACAUGCAGGUAUCAGCCCGCGAAAGGGAUAUAUAGUUUCUCCGAGGACUUCAAUCAAGCAUACAAGAACCUGGACUCGUGGUAUAUGAAGUCUACAGUGGUAACGACCUACAUACCGCCCUUGCCUUCUAAUCUAUUGUAUGCGGGGUCGGAUGAUGAUGACUGGCUGAAAGAAAUAACGGGCGAUGCUCAAGUAUCUCCAGAAUCUGCUCGUCAUAUCGAGGAAGAAGGAGAACGAGACUGGCUACUGUUGACUGCAAUGCUUGACGAGAUUCCUAAAUAG